AUAAGUUUUAUAAUCGAAAUUUUUAUUCCCUUUAGCUUUUCGGUGUUCGUUUAUUUAGUGAAAAACAUAUUGGAUAUUUUAAAAAUUUGGUAUUGGAUUCAAUGAAAAAUCGUGAAAAAAAUAAUAUAAUAAGACCAGACAUGAUUAAUAUUUUAAUGGAAGCUCGAAAAGCAACUGAUCGUAAACGUGAUUGGAAUGAUUAUGAAAUAGUGGCACAAUGUUUUGGAUUUUUUAUGGGUGCAUUUGAAAAUACUAGUACGAUAUUAUGUUUUGCUUUAUACGAAAUAACAAUUAAUCUUGAAAUACAAGAAAAAUUAAGAAAUGAAAUUGAUAAUGUACGAAAAAAUUUAAAAGAAGAAGAAUCUAUAACCUAUGAAAUAUUAUCAAAUAUGAAAUAUUUAGAUAUGGUUGUAUCGGAGACAUUAAGAAAAUGGCCAAUUGUUGCAUUAACUGAUCGAGUUUGUAAUAAAAAUUAUAUUUUAAAAAUUUCAGAAGAUCAUGAGAUAUUUUUUAAAAUUGGUGAAUCUUGUACUAUAAAUAUAAUUGGAUUACAUUAUGAUCCAGAAAAUUUUCCUAAUCCUGAAAAAUUUGAUCCAGAACGAUUUAGUGAACAAAAUAAACAAAAUAUUAAACCGUAUACAUAUUUACCAUUUGGAUCUGGAAUCAGAAAUUGCAUUGGAAAUCGUUUCGCACUCAUGGAAAUUAAAGCUAUACUAUAUUAUUUAUUAUCUGAAUUUAAUUUCGAAUUAUCAACAAAGACAAGACUACCAAUUGAACUUGAAACUCGUGUUUUUCAUUUACAGCCAAAAGGUGGAUUUUGGUUGAAAAUAUGUUCGAGAAAUUAA
Molecule: messenger RNA, 845 nt
Organism: Condylostylus longicornis
Lineage: Eukaryota; Metazoa; Arthropoda; Insecta; Diptera; Dolichopodidae
Product: probable cytochrome P450 9f2
Exons: 2
Coding region: 102-845 (247 amino acids)
Molecular function (GO): oxidoreductase activity, acting on paired donors, with incorporation or reduction of molecular oxygen; heme binding; monooxygenase activity
Source: RefSeq, a predicted model, not a curated record